This is a messenger RNA of Metarhizium album ARSEF 1941, 2202 nucleotides long. RefSeq names its product ATP-dependent DNA helicase II subunit 2. The record is from RefSeq and is a predicted model, not a curated record. Gene Ontology annotation, molecular function: double-stranded DNA binding; telomeric repeat DNA binding; damaged DNA binding. Lineage: Eukaryota; Fungi; Ascomycota; Sordariomycetes; Hypocreales; Clavicipitaceae. The transcript is spliced from 6 exons. The coding region runs from base 1 to 2202 and encodes 733 amino acids. Gene Ontology annotation, biological process: cellular response to gamma radiation; DNA recombination; double-strand break repair via nonhomologous end joining. Gene Ontology annotation, cellular component: nucleus; Ku70:Ku80 complex.
AUGGCGGACAAGGAGGCAACAGUCUUCAUCUUGGACCUUGGUGCAUCCAUGGCCCAGAAACACUCGGGUCGCAUGGAAUCAGACCUGGACUGGAGCAUGACUUAUUUCUGGGAUAAGAUUACCGAUAUUGUCGCGGCAAAUCGGAAAACUUUAUGUGUCGGUGUGGUCGGGUUAAGAACCGACGAAACGGACAACAAGUUGCAAGAGGAUGAUGGAUACGAAAAUAUUGCCAUCAUGCAGGAGCUCGGUCAAAUGACCAUGUCGGGCUUGAGGGCGCUUCAGGCAGCAGUGAAGCCAAGCGAGACCAUGUCUGGCGACGCAGUUUCUGCCAUUGUGGUUGCCGUUGAUAUGAUUGAUGCGUUUACAAAGAAGCUCAAGUGGGUAAGGAAGAUCGUACUGAUCACAGAUGGCCAAGGCGAGGUGGACGCAGACGGCAUCGAAGACAUUGCCAAGAAGAUAAACGACUCAGAUAUCCAGCUAACUGUCUUGGGUGUGGAUUUCGAUAACCCUGAAUAUGGCUUCAAAGAGGAGGACAAACCCACGACCAAGGCAGCGAGCGAAAAGACUUUGAAGGCCUUGACGAAAGAAUGCAAAGAUGGAGUAUUUGCCACUAUUGCCGAGGCCAUCGACGAGCUUGACACACCUCGCGUCAAAUCCGUCAAACCGUACAAGACAUAUGACGGGGCGCUGACUCUGGGUGAUCCAGAAAAGUUUUCCGCAGCAAUGAAGAUCAAUGUAGAACGAUACUUCAAGACGCAUCUAGCUCGACCCCCUACAGCAAGUACCGUGGUGGUCAAAUCCGAGCAGGCAACCCAGCUAACACAAACCUUGGAUGACGAUGCCAUGGAUGGGGUUGAAUUUUCUGCUGUGAGACAGGCGAGAACAUACAAGGUCAACGACCCUGAUGCUCCUGGUGGAAAGCGCGACGUUGAGUUUGAAUCCCUUGCCAAGGGGUACGAGUAUGGCCGAACGGCAGUAUACAUCAGUGAGUCGGAACACAACAUUACGAAGCUGGAAACAGAGAAGAGUUUUUCCAUCGUGGGAUUUAUUCCAUGGAGCAAGUACGAGCCGUUCCUGAGCAUGGGAGAAGUGUGUGUUACACACGCAAGAAAGAACGAUACCAAAUCCGAGCUGGCACUGUCAUCGCUAAUAUGGGCGCUCACUGAGCUUGAAUCAUAUGCAGUAGCACGCAUAGUAACCAAGGAUGGCAAAGACCCGGUAUUGGUGCUUAUGGCACCCCAGCUUGAGCCUGGAUUGGAAUGCCUCUACGAUGUUCCUUUGCCGUUUGCCGAAGACGUGCGAGCCUACCAAUUCCCGCCGUUAGACAAGGUCAUCACUGUUAGCGGCCAGACUUUGAAAAAGCACCGUUUCUUGCCUUCAGAUAAGCUUGCCGAAGCAAUGAGCGACUACGUUGAUGCCAUGGAUCUUGCCACGUACGGCCAAGAUGAAAAUGGCAAUCCGACCGAGUUUGCACCGAUUGACGAGACCUUUAACCCACUUAUUCACAGAGUGAACAAUGCUGUGAAAAUGCGAGCAGCACAUCCCGAAAGACCCGUGCCUGAAACACCAGCUAGUUUGCUGAGAUUCUCAUCGCCUCCACAAGACCUGAUUGAGGAAGUUCAGUCUCGAAUAGACAGUCUGAUUGAAGCAGCAGAGGUCAAGAAGGGUGCGCCCGUCUCCAAAACCUCCCAGGCAACCGGAACGCUAACCAGUCGCGUAGUACCCCCGAAGGCAAAGGGCCGACGGAAUCGUGAGACCGUCAAGCCCAUCUCGGGCCUGGAUGUUGAUGCUCUCCUCGGCGAGGACACCAGGCGCACGGUUUCAGAAGAGAACCCAGUGCCGGAUUUCAAGCGGGCGCUGGGCACUGCAGAUGAAAUGGGCCAGAUCGAGGACGCGGCCAAACAGAUGGGCACCAUUGUGCGAUCCCUAAUAACAGACAGUUUUGGCGAUAGUAAAUACUCGCAGGCGAUCGAGUGUCUUGGUGUGAUGAGAGAGGAGCUGAUCAACAUGGACGAGCCUGAAAUUUACAACAUGUUUGCCCGGGACCUGAAGAAAGGGUUGCUUUCUGGUGCUCUUGGAGGCGACAGAAGAGACUUUUGGUUCAAAGCAAGGUGGUCGCGGCUGGGAUUGAUUGACACAGACCAGUCUGAAGUAUCAAAGGUGACGCACGAGGAAGCAGAAGAGUUCUACAAGUCUCGGUAG